Rhodamnia argentea is the source of this 926-nucleotide messenger RNA. RefSeq names its product GDT1-like protein 5. Gene Ontology annotation, cellular component: Golgi apparatus. NCBI's taxonomy places the organism in Eukaryota, Viridiplantae, Streptophyta, Magnoliopsida, Myrtales, Myrtaceae. Gene Ontology annotation, molecular function: calcium ion transmembrane transporter activity; manganese ion transmembrane transporter activity. The coding region runs from base 96 to 785 and encodes 229 amino acids. The transcript is spliced from 12 exons. The record is from RefSeq and is a predicted model, not a curated record. Gene Ontology annotation, biological process: calcium ion transmembrane transport; manganese ion transmembrane transport; Golgi calcium ion transport.
ACUUCACAAGAAUCGGAUACAACUCAUAGUACUUGCAGCUCCUCUCCGUCUGUGUUUUUGCUGCCAAGAGCUCUUUCCCUGUUGCUGACAGAAAAAUGAACUCUCCACUAGUACAGGGUUUCACCAAGUCGCUCGCCAUGACGAUGCUCUCCGAGGUUGGCGACCGGACGUUCUGCGUUGCCACCAUUCUGGCAAUGCAAUAUCCAAGGAAGAGCGUCUUUCUCGGAUGCCUAGUUUCAGUAACUGCGAUGACGGUGAUCUCGGCUUUGCUUGGCUGGGCUGCUCCAAAUCUGCUCUCAAAGGAAUGGUCACAUCAUGUGACCACCUUCCUGUUUUUCCUGUUCGGUCUCCGUUCUCUCUGGGAAGGAUUCACUGAGGAUGAUGAUGACAAUGAGGAGUUGGAAGAAGUAGAAAAGGAAUUGGAAAAGGAUUUGAAGGCAAGUUCUGAAAAAUCAAAAGCAGCUUCUAAGGCUGAUGAUAACUUGAAGAAGAAACAGAAGCCAUUCCUCACCAACUUCCUCUCUCCUGUCUUUCUCAAGGCGUUCUCACUCACCUUCUUCGGCGAAUGGGGCGACAAAAGCCAGCUAGCAACAAUCGGCUUGGCAGCUGACGAAGACACUUUGGGAGUAGUGCUUGGUGGAAUAGUGGGACAAGUGUUGUGCACAGUUGCUGCUGUUAUAGGGGGAAAGAGUCUGGCUUCUAAGAUAUCGGAGAGGCUGGUGACCCUCCUAGGUGGAUUCCUCUUCCUAGUGUUUGGGGUCCAAUCCCUACUUUCACCAUUCUAAUUAUGGAUUUCUCUUACGUUUGUAUGUCUAUGCUGCUGCUUCCCGUUAGUUGAGACUGCUCUAGCGCUGAUACCUCGGUUAUUUUUGUCUGAGCAUUGUUAUGUUCUUUACUACUUGCAUCGAUGCGUUUCGACCUUGUCA